Messenger RNA from Notodromas monacha, 705 nucleotides. Lineage: Eukaryota; Metazoa; Arthropoda; Ostracoda; Podocopida; Cyprididae. The record is from the annotation of a GenBank genome assembly.
CUGCCUGUGGUGCUCUUACAUUCCAUGGUUGUGCUCCCACCAGUUGCCAAAUUCCCUGCCUUUCCAACCCCCAGCCCAGUCAGUAGCAGGCCUCCCCAAUCUCCUGCCCACCAAGAGGGGGUUGGGUCACCAAAUUGUCCCACCACGCAGAGGCCACUGCUGGUUGAUGGCCACAAAAAUCUUGGUUCUUCACCCUUGGAUGGCAGAAGACCACAUGGACGCAGGGUGAUGAUGAUGACCUUGCGUGCUGAGUGCAGACAUCGCCAGAGGUCAAAGGUCUUCCUGAGAUCGCUGCUGACCCUCCUUCGCUGCUUGCCAAGUCCUGGUUAUGCUUCCGGGGGCUAUUUUCCGCACAAGCCGGAUGAAAUUCCUUCCCACUUUAACCAUCCCUGCGAAAACAUCAGUGCUGGAGGAGCAGACCUGCAUCAGAAAGCUGGUGCAGCAGCAGCCGCUGAAAACCAGCAACAGGAGCUUUCGACCCCGCGCCGCAAACGCCGCUGCUGUUCAUGCUGCUGUUGUCGAACAUUCCUGAGCGUUGUGCAGUUUUCUGCUCUGGGACUUUUUGCUGCUUUUGGAGUGUUUGUGCUGGUUAUUGCCAGUCGCGUGACUGCAAAUGAGAAUCCGUCCACACUAGCCAGGGUUGUAGCCGCAACCAAGGGCUGGAUCGCCAAACAGCUCGGGGAUUAUUGCAAAAUCGAUGCCUGA